AACGAGGGUUGUUGACAACUCGUUACAACAACCACGUCUAGCUUUUUUUUAUCACUAUGAAACGUUCUUCUUGGCACGUUUACAGCACAUCAAAUUACCUGUACCGAAUUGGGUAAAGCCGAAGAGAAGGUAGAGCGAUAUGCUAAGUUGCUGCACAUGUUUUGUUCGCUUAGAUAUACUGUGGCCUACCUAUGAACACAUUUCGUUUAUUUUGUAAAUUUUCAUCUUAAGAGGAAAAAAAUCGUCCACCAUCUGCACAACAAUCAAUCUUUUCUUGGCUAUGGUAAACACUUGAACAGAGGACGAAAGAAAAUAGGUAAUUCCGCAGAGAUAACUGAUUUUAAUUUCGCCUACAAUUCGCUUCCUCUAAUUACAAAUUACACUCGUGCGUGGUUCAGCUGCUGUAAAGUGUAUAUUUGUAAUAAGGUAUACCAAUAGAAAUCAAGGUGGUUUUCCAGUGGAAAGUGGGCAAUAUUGAUGCGGAAACACAACAGGCUUUCGACUUCCCUUCGUUCCUGUGACUCAUGAUGGUGUUUUACAUAAACGAGGAAAACAUUACCAAACGUUUAUCUUGGUUUUCGCCUAAGUAUGCCCAUUAGCUCUCUUCGUAUGCAAAACAAGACUGUACUUAAGUGUAUUUUAAUGAAUAUAAUGUACUUGCUCUAUGGCUAGUCUCUUCAUACUGAAGAAAGCUUUGUAUGUCAUUAACGAAUCUUAAUUGCUCUUUAGUGCAUUUCAAAGCGUUGAACAAGAAAAUAAAUAUUGUCUCAUGUUUAUGCGACUGAGUAGCACCACUGAAGUGGUUGGUUAGUUUUCUUUUUCAAAGGGCAAUUAAGAUUCAUUUCCGAUCUCAAUGUUUGUUGUAGAUUUCUCAAUAAUUGGUUUUCAGGAUCGAGAGGUUGCACAAAACGUGAUAGGAGUAUCAACACCGCAAAAAUAUCCGUAAAAGUAACCAGUGCAAAUGAAAGUAAGAAAUAGUACUUUAAUCAGGCAAACUGAAUGCAUCCAGGAUCUUGUAAAGAGUUGUGGUGGAUUUCAAUUGUACACUCGGAAGCCUUUAUUGCUUUUUAAUGAGCUCUCGUGGGACGUUACAAUUUAUUCAUAAAGGAAGGAAAACCAACAACAUUGAAAUCAUUGCGGUACUACGCUCAGCACGGGAUUAGGAACAUAUCAAAGAUUUUCAAGAUUGUGGAUUGUAGAAUAGAUUCAUCGCUUGAACACCUACGAGAGACAACCACAAAGUCGGGAAUAACCUUGGUACUGGUGAUCAAUGGCAACAAAGUACUACCAUAGUCAACUCUUCGGCAAUUUUAUCGCACCAAAACAAGCUGCCCACAGAGUUGAAUACGUUUAUUAGGAAAACACAAAAGGAAGACAAUUAUAGAAGUCAGCGCUGCAUCAAAACGUGCUCUGCCGAAAAAUGGCUGAAACUGAUCACAACGCGGAUUUUGUGGUAGUAUCUCUGAGCAUUCUUUCAAUUCUCAUCGUUUUAUCGAACCUUUGCGUUUGCCUCUUGGUUUAUUUCCAGAAAGAUCUUCGAACCAACACCAAUUGGCUAAUGGUGUCACUCGCCGUGUCGGACAUUUUAACAGGAGGAGUUUUGCUGCCUGUCUACCUCAUCAAGCCUUCUUCGACUGUAACAGGUUAUUUAGUGUGUAUGAUAUUGCUCUCUGGUGUUGCAAAUCUAUGCACUGUGACCUAUGAUCGAUAUGUUGCCAUAAUGAAACCACUGGAAUACUCAUAUCGGGCGCCUAAGAAACUCAAAAUAGGUCUCGCACUUUCGUGGGUGCUUCCAGCAAUUUACUCCUUACUCCCUCUGUUUUGGGAAACUGAUUCAACUCGAAUAAUACAUAGGGCAUAUAUGGUCUGCAUGAUGUUUUUCGGCAUCAUCCUGCCUUACAUCUUCAUUACGUUUGCCUACGUACGAAUGUUUAAGCAAGUUCGCAGAAGCCUGACAAUGAAAAAGAAUUUGGAUUCUCUUAGAGUGCACAAGAACGAACGAAAACGAUUGCAUUCUGAAGCCAAAGUAGCCAAAGUUUUCUCCAUAGUUGCUUCAGCUUUUCUACUCUGCUGGCUACCAAUCGUCUACAUAACAACUGCAGACAUCAUCUUUAAUAGACCUAACAUCAUCCCAUAUGCACUGUCCAUUAUUUCCUUUUUCACCAUAGCAACCAGUUCAUUGGUAAAUCCACUUAUGUACGCGUUUCUGAAACCAGAUUUCAAGAAGGCCAUCCGGACUUGCCUUCGUGAAUGCACUCGUAAAGAAACAGCAUCCACCAUUCGCAAUCUUCCGCUGGCCGCUUUAACCAUCGGAGGACCCGAGAGGAUAUACGAAGCAAAAUUACCUAAUAACAAUUCAGCAAAGACCGAGGAAUUAUUAUCCAAAGAAAAUAAUGACUCUCAGGAGAGGUCUUCCCAAAGUUCAGUUCAUUGUUAAUGCGUUUUUAAAAACUGCAGAAGGAUGAAUUUGUUGACUGCGUCUGCAAUUUCAGACCUAAAUGAUACUACUCCUAUGAUUAUUUUUUUUAAAUCACACAUUGUUGAAUUAUUUGUACAUAACAGAAUAUCGUGUUAAUGUAAAGAACAUGCUACAGCCCCUUGCAAAAUAUAACCAAUUUUUCGUUCGUAGCUUGUAUAAAUCAUAUCAUUGUCAUUUUCUAAGUUAUCUUUCACUUGAGUCUAAGGAAGGCCGAUAAAAUGGUUCUAUGGCAAUUUUUUUGUCAAGAUGGAUGGAAUGAAGGUUUUGCUUCCCCGCAUCUUACCUGCUGAGGAAUCAAAUUAGAAAAAAAAUUUCCAAGGACAUCAUUGUCUAAAAUUAGACUUUAAAGUCCAAAAUUGGAAACUAGUUGCUAAAAUCCAACGCAAGUGUCCGUAAAAUCAGCCAUCAGUGUCCAAAUUCGGACAAUAGUGUCUAAGAUCGAACAGUAGUGUCCAAAAUCGGACUAUAUUGUCCUGAAAAUCGAUAAAUGGUGUCCAAAAUCGGAUACUAAUUUCGAUUAAUCGUAUAACAGCCUCCAACAUUAAACACUUUUGUCUAA
Molecule: messenger RNA, 3038 nt
Organism: Pocillopora damicornis (cauliflower coral)
Lineage: Eukaryota; Metazoa; Cnidaria; Anthozoa; Scleractinia; Pocilloporidae
Product: octopamine receptor beta-2R
Biological process (GO): G protein-coupled receptor signaling pathway
Cellular component (GO): membrane
Molecular function (GO): G protein-coupled receptor activity
Source: RefSeq, a predicted model, not a curated record